UGCUGGAGCGGCGGCGGGAGCGCGGCGGGGCCGGGAAUCGCGAUAGCGCCGCGGUAUCUCCGCGAUAUCCCCGCGAUAGCCGCACUCAGGACUAUUACACUUGGAAUUUGCCUUCUUCUCCCGAGGAUUACAAUUGCACCAUGACCCUGGAGGAGCUGGUGCCUUGCGAUAGCAGCAAGAUGCAGGCGGUGAGCGAGGCGGUGGAGCGGCUGCUGGUGGCGGCGCAGCGGCAGGACCGGCUCACCGUGGGGGUGUACGAGUCGGCCAAGCUGAUGAAUGUGGACCCCGACAGCGUGGUGCUGUGCGUGCUGGCCACCGACGAGGAGGACGAAGGCGACAUCGCCCUGCAGAUCCACUUCACGCUGAUCCAGGCGUUCUGUUGCGACAACGACAUCCACAUCCUGCGCGUGUCGGGCAUGCAGCGCCUGGCCACCAUCCUGGGCGAGCCCGAGGCGCAGGCCGAGCCCCGCGACCUGCACUGCCUGCUGGUCACGAACCCGCACACGGACGGCUGGAAGAGCCAGGGCUUGGCGGAGGUGGCGAGUUACUGCGCCGAGAGUCGCGACAGGAACCAGUGGGUGCCGUACGUGUGUCUGCAGGAGCGCUGAGCCCGGCCCGGACUCAAAGGGUUAAAAACCUUAAAAAAAAAAAAAAACUUCCAACGUAAAACAGCAGGAAAAAAAAACAAAACCGAGAAAAGAAGAAACAGCGAGUUCCAACCCCCAAUCCCCAACACGCACCGAUUUUAUUUUUGUUUUGAACCGGAGAGAGGAGAGGGGAGCGCGGCCGCUGCGGUGGGGAUGGAGGAGCCGGGGCUGAGUGGACACCACUGGCCGGAGCCAGCCGGACACCACUGGCCGGAGCUGCUGGACACUGGCCAGAACCGCUGGCUGGAGCCCGGGUGGACACCGCUGGCCGGAGCCAAGUGGACACUGGCCGCAGCCGCUGACUGGAGCCCGGGUGGACACUGGCUGGACACCACUGGCCGGAGCCGCUGGACACUGGCCGGAGCCCGAGUGGACACCACUGGUUGGAGCUCGGCUGGAUGGACACUGGCCGGAGCCGCUGGUCAGAGCCUGAGUGGACACCACUGUCCGGAGCCACUGGACACCACUGGCCGGAGCCGCUGGACACUGGCCCGAGCUGCUGGCCGGAGCCCGAGUGGACACCACUGGCCGCAGCCCGGCUGGACGGACACUGGCCGGAGCCACUGGACACCACUGGCCGCAGCCCGAGUGGACACCACUGUCCGGAGCCGCUGGACACUGGCCGGAGCCGCGCUGGACACUGGCCGGAGCAGCUGACCCGCGGGGCUGACCCCGGAGCUGCCACUGUCGCGAUUUUCGGCAGCUGGGACCUGAUGGAGGCGAGGACUGCGGAGGGCUGGAUUUUUAUUUUUUUUUUUUUUUAUUUUUGAUGUUGUCGCAAAAAACUGCAUUUUCCAAGGAAUUCUCGCCGUCUGCACAGACGGACCUGCACCCCCCGGGUGCUGCUUUUGCACUUGGACGCCCUGAGCUGAAUCUUUUCCAGAGUUUAUUCUUCUACCGAGCGAGGAACUGAAUUGAUUUGCAAUAAAAUGUCUGACGUGA
Messenger RNA from Catharus ustulatus (Swainson's thrush), 1589 nucleotides. RefSeq names its product growth arrest and DNA damage inducible beta (gene GADD45B). Lineage: Eukaryota; Metazoa; Chordata; Aves; Passeriformes; Turdidae. Gene Ontology annotation, cellular component: nucleus; cytoplasm. Gene Ontology annotation, biological process: regulation of cell cycle. The transcript is spliced from 4 exons. The coding region runs from base 141 to 608 and encodes 155 amino acids. The record is from RefSeq and is a predicted model, not a curated record.